Molecule: messenger RNA, 4399 nt
Organism: Paramecium tetraurelia
Lineage: Eukaryota; Ciliophora; Oligohymenophorea; Peniculida; Parameciidae
Exons: 11
Biological process (GO): G protein-coupled receptor signaling pathway; response to pheromone
Source: RefSeq, a predicted model, not a curated record
AUGUGCACCAAAAAGAACAACAAGUUGCCGUGUCUUAUACCAUAGACCAUCAUCUUCGAUAAACUCAUGCCUAAGGUUUGGCUCUUCAAUCCCAAGAACACUCAAGUGGUCAUGAAAAAGAAUUCAGACAAACUCUCCAACCUCGAAAUUGCUAAGGCUUUACUUGGUAUUAAAUUCCCUAAGGACAUCAAGAUUGACACUCUGACUCAAUUGGUUGAGCAAGCAAGGUAGUCUCCUCAAUUCAGAGAGGAAACUCCAAUAGCAUUUUUGCAGAUGAAAAGGAAUGAGGGCAUCCCUAUGAAUAGAUAAGAGUUAUUGCAAUUCUUUGUUGAAGGCAAAGAUCUCUCAUCUUUGGCAUACAUGCAAUAGUACAUUGAAAAUCAAAAUGAAGUCUACUACGUUGAGUACCAUUAUGAUGUUGAUUUCAUUCCAAUCACUUUCAAGUUUUUCAAGAAGACUCUCACAAUCAAAAGAGCCAACAAAAGUACAACUGCUAAAUCCACCAAUCCCUUCUAAACCCUCUUGAUGCCAGUCCAAAGCAGUGGUUAAAUUCCAGUCAGACAACAAGAAGUUUAGAAAGUGCAAACUAUGUUCAAAUAUUGCAAUUCUACUCUGAAUCAACGCUUCUAAGAAGUACCUAUAUCAUUUACUAAUUCCUAAAGGAGGCGAAAAAGGUAGCAUUCUACAUCGAAAAGGUCUUCAAAGUCAAAAUACGCAAAUUCACUCCCAAAUUCAUUGUUGAUUAAAGAGAACAGAUCUAUUUUGCUGGUAUCAAAUAAAUCUCAAUCUAAAUUUAAAAAGGAGGUACUUUUUAGUUCAUAUGCAGCACCUUAUCAAAGAGGGUUGAGAGAUGAAAUUGCUAGUAAUGGUUAAUUUGAUAAUUUCAUGAUGGCAUGCAAGUAGUUUAGAUUGGACAAGAAUGCAAACAAUGAAUUCAAAAAGUAUCCCAAAUAGAUUGUAGAAGAGGAUAAGAAAUUGAGUAAAACACUCUACAAGCAUUUAAUAUUGGAAAGAUGUCAAGGAGACUUUUGCAAUUAUAAAUUAAUAGAAAAAAACAAAGGACCCUUGCAAUUAAGGAAGGGACUAUUGGAAACAUACAAGAAUGUGUUUAAAGAGUCCAAAUAGACAGUCAGUAAUAUGAGUACCAAUUUACCUUAUGAAAUCUCAUUGUAAUUAAUAGUGCGUACACGUGAUGAUCAUAAAGAAGUCAUUGAACUUUUUAAAAAAUUUAAAAUUCAUUUAGAAAAUUACAAUCCAGAAGAACAUCCAGAAAUUAAAGACGAAUAAUAACAUCCAUUUAGUAAGGAGAAUUCAGAUGUUCAAGCACUAAUCAAUCUAUAUAAAUCAGUUAAAAUUUGUAAGAAUUGUUUCAUAAUCUAUUCUAUGAUUCAAAGACACUUUGAAUCCUAACUCAAAAAAGAUAUUAAAAAUGGAGUCUAAUUUAUCAAUGAGAAGAAGACUCCCUCAUUACAAAUAGAUGAAGAAGCAGAAAGACGUAGAAAGAGAGAAGAAAAUAUUCACAAAAGACAAGAGAAAUUAUUGAUGAAACCAACUACAUCUACUAAAUCUUUCAGAAUAUUCAGAGCUCCAACACAAAAGAGGAAUUUCCUGAUUACUUCCAUACCUGAAAGCAGAGUUUCUAAAACUGCAUCACCUGAAAAGUUUAGAGAUAUUUGCAAGUAAAUUGAAAUCAAUAGAUUGACUUUGGGUUAUUUGAAUUAUUAGAAAUUGGAGCAAUUCCAAAAGCCAAGUCAGAUGGAACAAUCUCAAGAGUUUAGAAAUGAAUCAUAUAAUUUGAUAAACCUCCUUUCAGAACAAAAAGCACCCAAUGUUAGAAGAAUUGAUACAAAUCAGUAGGAGAAUAAGGAAUUGCAAGGGAGAGCAGAAGAGAUAAAGAAAAUGCUAGUUAAGACUUCCAAGAAGGAGUAGGAAUGUAGAGCAAUACAGAAGGAAUACUAUAUUGAGAAGACAUAGGAAGGAGCUUAAUAGAUCUUGCUUUCGACUUCAUCCCAUUACUAUUAUCAUGUUAAUUUUGAUAUCGUAAGGAAGUUGUAUCAAUUCUAAUUAAGUACUCCGAUGUAAGCAUUAUCCUAUGAUUUGAAAUAUGACCAAUUAAGGCCAUUACAAAUUGAGGAGGUCUGUGAGAUGAUGAAUUACCCAUCUCCUUGUUUUGAUAUCACAUAAUUGGAGUAUUUGGUAGUUGAUUCCCAGACUGCUGUACCAUAUGCUUUAUUCGAGAGCAACAUAACAAAAAAGAAGGAGAAGAGUUCCCAAUCAGGAAUAGAUUUGAUAAUCAUACUCCAUGACAUGUUCGAAUCCUUUUUUGAAUAUUAUCCGAUCAUUGUGGAUUUGAUCAAUGACGCCUAAAAUAAGAAGGUACUGCUCUUAAACACUCCCGGAUAAGCCUACACUUUAUUCAACAAGAAACAAGCAUACACAAAUAUCUACAUAGCAGGCAUCCUAGACUAAAUACUAUAUGAAUUAUCCAUCAAGGGGAAAAUCGACUUGCAAACGGAUACUCUAAAGAUUUUGGGAGUAGGAUCUGGAGGGUUUCAUGCAUAAGCUUUCAUUGUACAAUGCCAAAAUACGAUUCAAUUUAGUUAGAUUGCCUUUAUAAAUUCUUAUACGUCAAUUUAUCCUCAAUUGAGAAGCUUCUUUACUCAAUCAAUAAAAAUCUUUGAAUCUUAACCUUAUGAUAUGCCAGAACUUGCUUUUGAAUACACUAAUACCAUCAUGAAUACUCAGCCAAUUUCUGAAGAUCUACUUUCUUGUGUUUUGCAACAGAAUCCAAUAAAUCAAUUGGGCAGGCAGAUUAUUUUAGAGGGUUUGUUGUAAAGUCCUUCAUUUAUGGAGAGAUUCCAAAAACUGAUCCUAAGUGUGUAGGUAUACCAUUCCUUAAAGAAUUGUUUGGUCAAUAUAUCUGAGGCUGACUUAUUGCAAACAUUCCUGUAGGAUGAGACACUGGAUGUGAAUAAUGUGGCAUUAUCGAAGAAGAUACAAAUGAAUAAACGCACAGUCCAAUACAUUGAGGGUGGCCACUCUGUAUUGUAUGAAAAUAAGGAUUAAUUGCGUGACUUAUAUAAAUAAUUUAUUCAAAUGUAUAAAUUCCUAAUACUAUUGUAAACACUAUUGUGGAUUAGUGAAACAAAAAAGAUUCAGAAGAGUUUUCGUAUCAGAUAGCUGUCUGAUUGGGAAUACCUGACUAAAUUUGGGGCUGAAGUUGGAGAUGUCACUUAUCAUAUCAAAUUCAAACUUGUUGGAUUGGAGUCUGAGGAAAUGAGAGAAAGAAAAUUCCCCAUUUAAUUUGAGCUGUAUUUAGAUGAGGAGUGGCCAGAAGCAUUGGAGAAGCAAGAAUGCGAGAGAGCAUCCUCGGCCAGAAGAAAAGAGACUAUCCAAGUGCCUGGAAAUGGGGAAUUUUCUUAAGUGUACACAGGGAAUAUUAAAGCCAAAGUAAGAGCUCAUAUGUGGUAUUAUGCCAUAUCUGAUUGUCAUCGAAGAUUAAGGGAUGAAUUCAAAGAAGAUUAGUAUAAACGACUUAAAUUAGAAGUGGAUAUUCACAUAAAGAAUGCUGGUAAGACUGAAUUUUCAGUUGAACAGUUUGGAAUUUAAUAUUUCAUGAUUGUGGUAGUUUUGGUUGACAUUGUGAUGUUGGUUUAUAAUGGCUAUUACAUUGUCUAAAGACACGAAAAGUAUGAGGAAUUCAGUUUAGCACUGUUUCUGUUGGUCGUCACUCUUUUCCUUGAAACAAUCUCCUACGGUGUGAAUCUAUUGCACUUGUGGUUUUACAGUAAUGAUGGACAGGGAGUGUUUUUCCUUCAUGUGGCUUCAGUUAUUGUUUAGGUUGCAUCUCAAUUCUCUUUAACAAUGAUAUUAGUGAUGUUGUCUUGGGGUUGGCAAAUCAGUUUCACUAAGUUCGAAAAUUUCGAAAUUUUCUUGCCCUUAUCACUAUUAAUAGCAUUCUUUUAAUUGACUAUCGUAGGGGUUGGUUUUAUUGAUUAUGAUGCUUACUACAAGGAUCACUCUUAUGAAGGAUGGGUUGGCUGGUUGGCAUCCUUUAUAUUUAUUGGAGAAUUCAUCUACUUUAUGAAUGGAUUGUCUAAUACAUAUAAAAAGAGUAAUGGAGCCGUUUAAUAAUUUAUAUUGAUGCUUGGAGUCUAUGGAGGAAUUUAUUUCAUCAGUUUCCCAGUUCUCCAGACAGUCAAUUUGGUUGUGGCCAGAUAUCUUAGACACAAAGUAAUGGAAAUAGGUACAAUAUCUUUGAGGACUGCUGCUAUUCUACUUCUGACUCAUUUGUUUACAUCUAAAAAGUCCCUAUUUGCUAAAAUAUCGUAUGAUAGCAAAAGUUUCUUGGAUAGAAACAAGGAUGAGUGAAUGUUUGUGUUAAUUAUUAUUCAUAUAU